Carassius auratus (goldfish) is the source of this 2811-nucleotide messenger RNA. Its product is annotated as mediator of RNA polymerase II transcription subunit 25-like. The record is from RefSeq and is a predicted model, not a curated record. The transcript is spliced from 20 exons. NCBI's taxonomy places the organism in Eukaryota, Metazoa, Chordata, Actinopteri, Cypriniformes, Cyprinidae. Gene Ontology annotation, biological process: positive regulation of transcription by RNA polymerase II. Gene Ontology annotation, cellular component: mediator complex; transcription regulator complex. Bases 213 to 2375 code for a protein of 720 amino acids.
CAGAUCUAAGAUCAGACCGUAUUGUCGAUUGCCGAUACGUUAAAUCAUAAUGUUUGUUGUCAUCACGGUCUACGUUAACGUUUAGGUGAAGCUUUCAUAAAAGAACUUAAGGCGGCUGGUUUAGAUAUAAUCAAACUAAAUGACUGUAUCAGUCCUUUUUAUUCUUAUUAGAAGUCAGUUCUACUAAUUAUAGCAGACACAGGGCGACCCAUAUGGACCCGACGUCCAAGCCUGGGUUGAAUCAGGUGUCAGAUGUGGUGUUUGUCAUAGAGGGAACUGCAAACCUUGGUCCUUAUUUUGAAUCACUUCGGGAGAAUUACAUACUACCGACUAUAGAGUAUUUUAAUGGAGGACCACCUGCUGAAACAGAUUUUGGAGGAGAUUAUGGUGGCACUCAGUAUGGUCUGGUGGUCUUCAACACAGUGGAUUGUGCUCCAGAAUCUUACGUCCAGUGCCAUGCUCCCACCAGCUCUGCUUUUGAGUUUGUCUCGUGGAUUGACAGCAUUCAAUUCAUGGGAGGUGGAGCAGAGAGCUGCAGUCUUAUAGCUGAGGGUCUUUCUGUGGCCCUGCAGCUCUUUGACGACUUCAAAAAAAUGAGGGAGCAAAUUGGUCAGACCCACAAGGUUUGCGUGUUGCUGUGUAAUUCUCCUCCAUACUUACUACCGGCUGUGGAGAGCGUCAGCUACACGGGCUGCACCGCAGACAGCCUGGUCCAGAUCAUACGUGAUCGGGGGAUCCAUUUUUCUGUAAUUGCUCCACGGAAACUUCCAGCGCUUCGAUAUCUUUUUGAAAGAGCAUCUUCGGUCGCAGGUGCACCAGAAUCCUCACAUCCAGACUACAGUCAAGACCCCUUUCACAUGGUGUUAGUCAGGGGCAUUGCACUUCCUGUUACUCCUGGAGGAGGUUCUGGUGUAGUCUCUCUGAAACCGGUCUUGCCACCUCAGCCUUUGCCUGUGUCCCAGCCUUCUAUGGGCUCAGUAACCCAGACUCCUCCUCCUCCUCUUUCAUACCAGAAUCCCGCUCUAAACGCGGCACACGAUGCAGCACAGAAAGUGCUAGAUGCAGCCACUCAGCAGCAGAAGAUUCGAUUUCCUCAAAUGCCAAAUGCUCCCUUCAGCCAAUCACUCCCAUCAGGAGGUAAACCCAACCUAUCUACAGUUACCACAGUGUCACCGCCAGUGUUAACACAGCAACAAGUUCCACCACAGCAGCCACCACAGCAACCACAAGGCCCACCUGCACCCAACCAGCCGCCUCCUCAGGCCCCUCAGUCGCAGCCCACCAAUCAGCAGACGCCGCCAACAUCACAGCCUGGCAUGGGUGCUAUACCUACACCUCCGGCUGGGGCACAGCAAGGUGUUGCCAAUAAAAUAGUGGCAUGGAGUGGAGUUCUGGAAUGGCAAGAGAAGCCCAAGGCUUCCUCCAUGGACUCCAACACAAAACUUACACGCUCCUUGCCCUGCCAGGUCCAGGUCAGCCAAGGGGAGAAUCUAAAUACAGACCAGUGGCCGCAGAAGCUGAUCAUGCAGCUCAUCCCUCAGCAGCUCCUGACUACUCUGGGCCCUCUGUUCAGAAACUCUCGUAUGGUGCAGUUUCUAUUUACUAAUAAAGAUAUGGAGUCUUUGAAGGGACUGUAUCGCAUCAUGACCAAUGGAUUUGCUGGAUGUGUGCAUUUCCCCCACAGUGCUCCGUGUGAGGUGCGUGUGCUGAUGCUGCUUUACUCAUCUAGGAAGAGGAUCUUCAUGGGACUCAUCCCUAAUGACCAGAGUGGAUUCGUCAAUGGCAUUCGGCAGGUCAUCACUAACCACAAACAAGUGCAGCAGCAACGCUCGAUGAACAAUACUGUUCAGAUGCAACCUGGACAGGUCCCACCCAAUCAGAACUUCCUCAACAGACCGCCGGGCCCCAUCCCUGUUACGCAUGGCAACGUGCAACAGCAGUCUGUGGUGGUGGGCUUGCCCUCCGUCAGUCAGGUCACACUGAUGGAGGACCAGCAGAGACAGAACAACAUGCUGAGAGCAGCUGCAACAGGCAAUCAGCAGCCGCCGGUCACAGGUGCUCCGCCCAAUCAGGUGGCCCAAGCUCAAGCACAGCCUCCUGGUGGCAUGCUGCGCCUCCCAAACCCAGGCGCAAACCCCCAACUCCGCAGUCUCCUCCUCAGCCAACAACCUCAGGGUGGGAUGCAGGGCAUGCAGGGAAUGCAUCCCAUCCAGCAGAUGGUCCAUUCUGCACCAGGAGGGGGCGCUCAGUGGAGGCAGCCUCACCAAGGUCCGCUGAUGAUCCCUAAUGGUCCACGGGGUCCAGUCGCACAGAAUCCUGGGAUGCCUCAGGUGUCGAGCGUUAUGGAGGAUGAAAUUCUUAUGGACCUUAUCUAAGGACUGCUUUACCCAUCAUUCUUUGCUUCAGAGGUUUCAUUGCAAAAUACGAGAGUCAUCUUAGCUCGGAUCUUUCUUCUUUUUGUUAGAAGCAGGUGCGUAGGGGAAGAUUAGAGGUGUUUAGAGUGAGAUCAGGAAUUUAUUUUCAUACUUGUGUAUUAGUUGAUGCAUUUACACACGAACCUAUCAAAAAAUUUUGUUAGCAGUAACUUGAUUGUUCAUAUGGACAGGACAAAGAGCAAGGCGUUUUUGAAAACCAGGCUCUUCCAUCACUCUACACCUCUUCGCACCUCAAGAUUAAUCAAUUAAAUCUGGUUACUAUUACAUUUUUAUGAAAGUUUUACUUUCUAUCGGUUUUACUUUUUCUUAAUUUGUCUUUUGAAAUCUAGUAUGUUGUUUUAUGAAAAUGAAUAAAGUUAAUUUUUGUUAAUCAAGC